Molecule: messenger RNA, 342 nt
Organism: Mesocestoides corti
Lineage: Eukaryota; Metazoa; Platyhelminthes; Cestoda; Cyclophyllidea; Mesocestoididae
Source: the annotation of a GenBank genome assembly
AUGUUCGAGCGUACUGCAACAUCUUUGUGGACGGAACGGCUGCGCACAUCAGAUCAAAUUCUUGCAUCCAUUUCACACCGAACAGCUGGUGUCGUGAAGAAGAAGCUGCCUUUGCGGGAGGAUGCCUGCAAUGAGGAGAUGGACGAGGCGGUGGUGGUGGUUGCGGCCGCGCUCUUCCAGCUCUUCCUUCCAAGACUCGUAGAGAGUUGCACACGGUGUAGGCGAUUAGCAAUUCUCGCCUCAAAUCGAAUCCUCUCCUUGACUUUUCAGUUCUGGUUAAUUUGCUUAAAGACAGCUGCAAUAUUUGUUUGGCUGCUUUACGUUUUUUUACCAUGUACCUGA